Camelina sativa (false flax) is the source of this 685-nucleotide messenger RNA. Its product is annotated as protein SMALL AUXIN UP-REGULATED RNA 54. NCBI's taxonomy places the organism in Eukaryota, Viridiplantae, Streptophyta, Magnoliopsida, Brassicales, Brassicaceae. The record is from RefSeq and is a predicted model, not a curated record. Gene Ontology annotation, biological process: response to auxin.
CUAUCAAUAAAUACCCCAAAACCACAACGAACCCAUCUUCACUCUCUCCUCACUCCUAUAGCCACCCACAAGAAGGACAUUACAAAGAACCUCCCAAAGAAUCCCCAAUUCACUCCCGAGGGAAUGCCGAUUAUAAACCGGAACAAGCUGACACAGACGACUAUGAUUAAGCAAAUCUUGAAGAGGUGUGCGAGUUUGGGGAAAAAACAGAGCAGUGAGUAUAACGAAGAAAAUGAACAUGAUGGAGACUCUCUUCCUCAGGAUGUUCCCAAAGGUCACUUCGUUGUCUACGUAGGAGGGAAUCGGGUCAGGUACGUCUUACCCAUUUCGUUUUUGACCCGAGCCGAGUUUCAACUUCUUCUACAACAAGCUGAGGAAGAGUUUGGUUUCGACCACAACAUGGGUCUCACUAUCCCUUGUGAAGAAGUAGCUUUCAAAUCUCUCAUCACUUCUAUGCUUCAAUCAACAUAUAUUUAGGGUUUUUAUUUUGCUAAUGAUUAUCUUAUUUUGGUAAUGACGAUCUGUUUUAGCCUAUUUUUAACUUUUAGAUGAUUUUGGGGUACAACUGGGUUAGUGUUUCAAUUAGAACGAGACUAACUCUAGAGAUACCUCUAAGAGUGAUCUAUUAAACCACUUUUAGUUAUUAUCGUAGACUUGUAGGGAGGAAUAAAACAUACUCUGAUAA